GGUCUGCAGGAGGUUCUAGAGGAACAUAAGAUCAGUCUGAGGAGGAGAUGUGAACGUGUGACUGAAGGAAGUGAUGAACCAGGAAGUAGAACCCUCCUCAACAGGAUCUACACUGAUCUCUACAUCACAGAGGGACAGAGUGAAGAGGUUAAUACCCAACAUGAGGUGAAGCAGCUGGAGAGAGCUUCCAGGAUCCAGAACCUCCAUGACUCUCCAAUCAGGUGCCACGACAUCUUCAAAGCCUUACCUGACCAACAUGAACCCAUCAGAGUGGUUCUGACCAAUGGCGUUGCUGGUGUUGGAAAAACCUUCUCAGUGCAGAAGUUCACUCUGGACUGGGCCGAGGGCUUGGAGAACCAAGAUGUCCGUGUGGUGGUUCUGCUGUCGUUCAGGGAGCUGAACCUGAUCAGAGGUGAGCAGCACAGUCUUCUCACUCUGCUCCAUGUUUUCCAUCCAACCCUCCAGAAGCUCCCAGUAGAGCAGCUGGCUGCCCAGAAACUUCUCUUCAUCUUUGAUGGCCUAGAUGAAAGCAGACUUUCUCUGGACUUCAACCACAGUCGGCUGGUUUCUGACGUCACACAGAAGUCAUCAGUCAACGUUCUGCUGACAAACCUCAUCAAGGGGAACCUGCUUCCCUCAGCUCUGGUCUGGAUCACCUCCAGACCUGCAGCGGCCAAUCAGAUCCCUCCUUCAUGUGUUGCCAGGGUAACAGAGGUACGAGGCUUCACCGACGCCCAGAAGGAGGAGUACUUCAGGAGGAGGUUCAGUGAUGAAGAGCUGUCCAGCAGAAUCAUAACCCACAUCAAGACCUCCAGGAGCCUCCACAUCAUGUGUGGAAUCCCAGUCUUCUGCUGGAUCACUGCUACUGUUCUGGAGAACAUGUUGACCACAGAACCGAGAGGAGAGUUGCCCAAGACCAUGACUGACAUGUACUCUCACUUCCUGCUGGUCCAGAUCAGAAAGAAGAAAAACAAGUACCAUGAAGGACAUGGGAGGAGUCCAAAGGGGCUGGUGGAGGCCAACAGGGAAGUUCUGCUGAAGCUGGGUAGGCUGGCGUUAGAACAUCUAGAGAAAGGAAACAUCAUGUUCUACCAAGAAGACCUGCAGCAGUGUGGUCUGGAUGUAACAGAGGCCUCAGUGUACUCAGGAGUUUGUACAGAGAUCUUCAAGAGAGAGAGUGUGAUGUUCCAGAAAGCAGUCUACUGCUUUGUUCAUCUGAGCAUUCAGGAGUUUCUGGCUGCAGUCUACAUGUUCCACUGCUUCACCAGCAGGACCACAGAGGUGAUGGAGAAGUUCCUGGGGGGACACUAUUACUCCCUGCAUGACUUCUUAGAGAGAAUCAUGGAGAAAUCCCUCUUCAGUAAAAAUGGCCACCUGGACCUGUUUGCUCGCUUCCUUCAUGGCCUCUCUGUGGAGUCCAACCAGAGACUGUUGGGAGGCCUGCUGGGUCAGACAGAGAACAGUCCAGAAGCCAUCCAGAAAGUCAUUGACAACCUGAAGGAGAUGAACACUGAUUAUGUCUCUCCUGACAGAAGCAUCAACAUCUUCCACUGUCUGGUGGAGAUGAAGGACCUCUCAGUUUUUCAGGAGAUCCAACAGUUCCUGAAAUCAGAGAACAGAUCAGAGAAGCUCUCAGAGAUCCAGUGCUCAGCUCUGGCCUUCAUGCUGCAGAUGUCAGAGGAGGUUCUGGAUGAGUUGGACCUGAAGAAGUACAACACAACAGAGAAGGGACGACUGAGACUGAUUCCAGCUGUGAGGAACUGCAGAAAGGCUCGACUUGUGGGCUGUAGUCUAUCAGUGACUGCAUGUGAAGUUGUGGCCUCAGCUGUGAACUCCAACCCCUCCCAUCUGACUCAACUGGAAAUCGAUGACAUUCAUAAUGUAGGGAGAACCUUUGGAGACCCUGAGAUGAAGCGUCUCUGUGAGAUCCUGGAGACUCCAAUCUGUAAAGUAAAGAAGCUGAGACUGAGGAGCUGCAGGUUGUCAGAGAUCAGCUGUACGCAUUUGGUCUUUGCUUUGAAGUCCAACCCCUCCCAUCUGACAGAACUGGACUUGAGCGGAAACCAAGACCUGAAAGAUGCUGGAGUGAAGGAGCUCUGUGGUUUUCUCCAGAAUCCCCUCUUCAAACUACAGAUAUUGAGAUUGAGGAGUUGCAGUUUGUCAGAGAUCAGCUGUUCUUCUGUGGUAUUGGCCCUGAAGUCCAACCCCUCCCAUCUGACAGAACUGGACAUGAGCGAGAAUGAAGACCUGAAAGAUGCUGGAGUAGCAGAAGACAGCACCACCUGUGAAUAG
Fundulus heteroclitus (mummichog) is the source of this 2292-nucleotide messenger RNA. RefSeq names its product protein NLRC3-like. Gene Ontology annotation, molecular function: protein binding. NCBI's taxonomy places the organism in Eukaryota, Metazoa, Chordata, Actinopteri, Cyprinodontiformes, Fundulidae. The annotation marks the transcript as partial. The transcript has 5 exons. The record is from RefSeq and is a predicted model, not a curated record.